Prorocentrum cordatum is the source of this 3771-nucleotide messenger RNA. The record is from the annotation of a GenBank genome assembly. Lineage: Eukaryota; Dinophyceae; Prorocentrales; Prorocentraceae.
GCCCUCGGCUCGCCGCCGAACUUCACCAUGCAGGCAGACAGCGCAACACCACGGUCGAUCGAGAGGACCGCCGGGCGCAUCCUGGACGCGAUGACAAGCCGGGAGUUCGGGGAUCCCCGGUCUGCGGGCCCCAAGAUCCUGGGCGAGCGGGGCGGCUCGGAGCCCAUCGCCGGCGCGGACAACUUCGACGCCCGCCGCCUGGAGAACGCCGUGUGGCGCAUGUGGCGCAAGGAGCGCUCUCAGUCCGACCUGUCCCAGGGGUCGUCGCCCACGAGCGACGUCGGCGAGAUGGACGACGAUUUUCUGGUCAAGGUGCAGAACACCAUCGGUCACCGCAUCAAUUUCCCGGACAUCCGUUACCCGCAGUCGGGCCUGCAGUGCGAGUACGACGACCUGCCCACGUUUCCGAUCCGCCCCAACUUCGCGAACUUCAAGACCCAGCUGAGGCCGGGCUCCGAGUGCGUCGUCUUCGACGGGUGCCCCGACGACCCGUACCAUCCCUCGAACACGCCCAUCUACCAGACGGCCACCUUUGUGCAGCCGUCCGCGAGCGAGUUUGGGGCCUACGACUACACGAGGUCGGGCAACCCAACCCGGACCGCGCUGGAGAAGCACGUCGCGAUGCUUGAGCAGGCUGCCGCGGCGUUCGCCUUCGCGUCGGGCAUGGCGGCCCUGCACACCGUCACGAGGCCUGCGGUCGCCUGGCCGUCGCAAGUGCUGUGCAACGAGGACAUCUACGGAGGGAUGCACCGGCUGCUCACCCAGGACUGCUGCCACAACGGCGUCAAGGUGACCUUCGUGGACACCACGGACCCUGAAUCGGUCCGGAAGGCCAUUACACCAAGCACCAAGAUGAUUCACCUGGAGUCGCCGUCCAACCCGCGCAUGCGCAUCACCGACAUUAGGGCCAUCGUUGCCGUGGCACACGAGCGCAACGUGCUGGUCAGCGUGGACAGCACCAUGAUGCCCCCUGUGAUCUGCAAGCCCUUGACCCUGGGGGUGGACAUUGUGGUGCACUCUGCGACGAAGUUCUUCUCCGGCCAUGCCGACUGCACUGGUGGGCUCGUGUGCGUUCGUGACCCAGAGCUUGCACACCGGGUGGCCUUCUUGCAGAACGCCGAGGGUACAGCGCUCGCACCGUUCGAGUGUUUCCUCUUCCUGCGGGGCAUGAAGACCAUGUUCCUGCGAGUGCAGAGGGCUCAGGAGAGCGCGGUUCAGGUGUGCAACUUCCUCAGAAAGCACCCGCUCAUCAAGCAGGUACUCUUCCCCGGCGUCGGCGGCUGCGAUGCGAAGAGUCUUGCGAUUCAUCGCUCGCAGAGCACAGGGCCAGGUGCAGUGAUGAGCUUCACCACUGGGGACAUCGAGCUCUCCAGGAAGCUCAUCGACGCGUGCAAGAUAUUCAAGACCACGGUCUCGUUUGGGAGCGUGAACAGCCUGUGCGAGAUGCCCUGCACGAUGAGCCACGCCUCCAUCCCCUCCGAGAAGCGUUCGCUGCCGGCCGACCUCGUCCGCCUCUCCAUCGGCAUCGAGGACCCCCGCGACCUGCUGGUCGACCUGGCUCAGGCCCUUGAGGUGGCCUCAGGCAACAAGCAGCUCCUCAAAUUCCAGCCGUACGACAGCAGGUUCGAGGACCUUCCGGUCGUGCCUCAGCCGUCGCCAGACCUGCGGCCGCUGGCGUUGCCCACGUCCGCCGCCACGGAGGUCUCGACGAAGGUGCCCUCCUCGAGGGGUCUCCAGGGCUCCGACGCCGAGUCCAGCUCGCAGGGCUCCUGCGCGGGCGAGCCGAUGCCCGGGUGCGGGAAGGCAGCGGCCGCCGUGCCCGCCGCGCUGGCGGCCCAGCUUCCCGCCGCGGCGGGCGGCUUUGCGCUGGCGAUGGUGCUGAUGGGGCUGGUGACGUGGGGGACGUCGCUGAGGAGGCAGACAGUUCGUUGAUCGGCGCCCCAGGUACAAGGAGGGGGACGAGGAGGAGGGAGAGGUGGGGGAGAAAGAGCAGGAUUGCGGCCUGGGUGAAUCGUGUGACCUGCCAAUAGUGGACUGCGGGGUGAAUUGCGACAGCAGCUUGCGGUGCCUACUACAGCGGUCAGAGUCUUGUCCCGGCGUUGGAUCGGGAAAGGCUAACUUCAACCCCCGAUGUUGGCGUCUGCGUCAGUCUCGCCCCAGCUUUUGCCCCGGGCCUCUGCGCAGGAGCAGGACCGAGUCGCCUCCCACUCUCUCGACUUGCAGCUGCUCGGAGUCCCCCUCACUUCGCCUCUUCUCUGGCAGGCCUCAAUCCCUUCUGGGCUAGAUGGCAAGACGCCGCUAGUUUUUAAGCCAGGUCCUUUGUGCCGCCCUGCUUCCCACAGGCAAGCACCCCUUUUCUACAGUGUCAGCGGCGCGGGCGGCCACCGCGGCCCCCAUGCAAAGGCCCCGAGAGUCCUUUCUCCACCUCCCGACCUUACCGUCCUCCUGUUUAUUACGGGUGCCCAUCGUAUGUGUCUACUGCUUCUCCACCGCACCUCUCCGCCGAAUGGGUCGCCCCUCUUUUGCCUGACCCGACUCCGGCUUGCCACGAGGGUAGGAUGUGUACUAGCACCAGCGCUGCCGUCAGCGCAGCUCGAGCCAUGUCUCCAUCUCGAGCAAGGCAGUCAGCCCAAGGGGACACAUGUGGUCAUUCGCGUGGGGUGACCUGCACCUCAUGUGUGCUCUGGGCUUUGCGCCUUAAUACCUGCGCAGGUGGCCCGGGAUAGAAUCCCGAGCCCGCUGCGAACGGAACCAUCGCGGGUUGGAGGUGGUUGUUGUCUUCCGUCUGGCGAGCACGGAGCAGCCCAGACGAUGGGUCUGCCGACCAGCCACGCAUCGCAGGCGAGUUUACCGGUGUAUGCGUGAGGCUUGCUCUAAUACCCAUAUUCUCUGCCAGAGCCGUGCUCUGAGGCCUGCCUGUCGCACGCGCGUCUGCGUGAGGCAUGCGUUCCGCAUACGUAUGAGGCUUCCUUCUAGCGCGCGCGAAUGCGUGAGACUCACCUAGUCUCUGCUAUACUUUAGUGGGGUUCGCACUCGUCGAGUGUACAGCGGCAGCGGCCAUCCGCUCUGACUGACCUGUCCUGCAUCUGCUGACGGGACGCACGCACCUCGAAUUGAAUGCCAGAUGUCGACCUGGACAACUUCCCAGGGAAGCGCAUUCGGACGAUAAUCAAUGUGUUUUCCGAGCGUCCGAUGGCGCGACGUUCUAUUUCUCCUGCUCUUGUUGCCACGCGACACUUCUCAACUUUCCCAACAGCCACUUUCCCUCUCCUGCGCACGCUGCCGUCGAGUUCGAAGUGAACCCCCCCAGGGGGAGGAGGUUCCAACGCUUAGAAAUAAGACGGGGCCAUUGGGGACAGCCUGGUGAAGCGAAAGGGGGAUGGGGGCACCGCAGAGAGUACAUAUGAUUUUUAGUCCGCUCAGGUAGAUCCGGCGUGCCCUUUGCAUUUGGUGCAGUCCGCUGCACGGCACGGCCACGUCCUCCGUCCAUGUCUCUGUCAUCCGCCCAAGCGAGGCGUUAGCUCCUCCCCCCCUCCUCGUUGUCCCCUUCAUCCUCCUCGUUGUCCCCGUCAUCCUCGUUGUCCCCCACCCGACCGCGUGGGCUCGCUGUCGCUUCUCCUCCUCCUUCGUGCGCCCCUCGCACUGCACGUGCGGGAGGAGGAGCCAGAGCAGGCCCUGCCCCUUCGCGCCGCGCCGCAGUGGGCCGAUCUUCCGGCCCUCGUCUGCCCGGGUCCAGAAGCAGAGCCGCUGGCAGCACGGAGGCACGAGACA